AAAACUUUAAGGUGUAGUCAUUCUUUUGUUGUGUUUUUGUGUUUAUUCAAAUUUGAAAAAUUUUAACGAUGGAAGACUCGGAAAAUCAAAACCAAAAAAUAUCGAAAUUUAAAAAGCCGUUUUUGUUGAAAUAUAGGGAAUUUGUUGAUUGUAUAGGCCCUGAACACUUCGAGAACACCAAUGAUAUAGUGCCGGCAGCAGUAUUAUUAAAAAUAUUCAAAGAAGGACUUCUUGCCCAAAUAACAAGCUACUUCCAUGUUAGCUGGGAUUACGGCAACACCAAUGAUAACUUGCAGAUUUUGGAUCUUUUGAAGACUGACUCUCGCAAUGAUACGGAAAAGAAAUGGCGACCUACAGGAAAAACUGUUGAGGAACAAGUCAGACCACUGAUAGUGAACAAAUUGAAAUGGCAAAUAAAAUUUUACGAAAAGCAAAUACAAUUUCAAAAACAGCAACUGGAAAGUGCGAUAAAACAGCUGGAAAUCGAUAGGAAAAAGUACAACGACAUGCGUUCGCAGCGCGAGGUGUACCAGCGCUGCUUGAUGACAGAACUUGAUGAUUUGGAAAAAAUAAGAUCCGAGAUCAUGCACGUCGAUACCAAGCUAGUCACGGAUUUGGCGGCAAGUAGUAGUAGUAGUGAUACAAAGUAAUGAAUUUGAUAAAGUAUGUUUAAAAAAUAUUAUAUACAUAAGAU
Messenger RNA from Uranotaenia lowii, 694 nucleotides. RefSeq lists its product as uncharacterized. The transcript has 4 exons. The record is from RefSeq and is a predicted model, not a curated record. Lineage: Eukaryota; Metazoa; Arthropoda; Insecta; Diptera; Culicidae. The coding region runs from base 69 to 650 and encodes 193 amino acids.